Mya arenaria is the source of this 2409-nucleotide messenger RNA. Its product is annotated as multiple epidermal growth factor-like domains protein 6. Lineage: Eukaryota; Metazoa; Mollusca; Bivalvia; Myida; Myidae. The coding region runs from base 81 to 1994 and encodes 637 amino acids. The transcript is spliced from 5 exons. Gene Ontology annotation, molecular function: scavenger receptor activity. The record is from RefSeq and is a predicted model, not a curated record.
CAAUAAAAGAAAUACUGGAAUUCAAGUGGUGAUAUAUUAAUUCGAAGAUGUUCUAAUUGUGUUUCAUUUAUAUUUUCAUCAUGGAGAUUUGCCACUUGGUGGUAAUUCUUUGUCUGAUAUUUGUGCAAGCUCAAAUUGUCUUAGCACAGGAGUGUUCAACAUGUCAGUGUUGUGCAGUCGGCCAACACGCACCAUGUACAAUUGAAGGCUACUGUCAAAACGGAUGUAUAGACGGGUAUUAUGGAGAAAAUUGUAUAAACAAAUGUAUUACUCCGAACUGCAAAAGCUGCUAUCAAUCAAUUGGUAGUUAUUCUUGUUCAGAAUGUAAAUCCGGAUACUAUUUGAAAAAUAAUAUUUGUUAUAAUUGUGGAUCACAAUGCAAAUCAUGCGCUACAUACAGUUGUCUAUCGUGUAAUGAUGGCUACUGGGGAGAUACAUGUGAAAACAACUGCAAUGAAAGUUGUGCAUCGUGCCAAAAAUUGAAUGGUUUUUGUCUGACCUGUGAUCCAGGAUAUUACGUAUAUAAUGGCAAGUGUAAUACUUGUGGCACGCACUGUGCAGUAUGUGGUGCAACAAGGUGUUCAUCGUGUUAUGACGGCUACUGGGGAGAUACGUGUGAAAACAGCUGCAAUGAAAGUUGUGCAUCGUGCCAAAAAUGGGAUGGUUAUUGUCUGGCCUGUGAUCCAGGAUAUUACGUAUAUAUUGGCAAGUGUAAUACUUGUGGCACGCACUGUGCAGUAUGUGGUGCAACCAGGUGUUCAUCGUGUUAUGACGGCUACUGGGGAGAUACAUGUGAAAACAGCUGCAAUGAAAGUUGUGCAUCGUGCCAAAAAUGGAAUGGUUAUUGUCUGACUUGUGAUCCAGGAUAUUACGUAUAUAUUGGCAAGUGUAAUACUUGUGACACGCACUGUGCAGUAUGUGGUGCAACCUGGUGUUCAUCGUGUCGUGUCGGCUACUGGGGAAAUAAAUGUGAAAACAGCUGUACUGGUAGAUGUGCAUCAUGCCAACAAUCGAAUGGUGGUUGUCUGUCAUGUAAGCCUGGCUAUAUGGGAAGCACUUGUGAUGAACGCUGUGUAGAAUAUUGCUUGGAGUGCGACCGAUUAGAUGGUAAUUGUAUAUCAUGUGAUAAAAGUCAUUGGGGAUAUGCAUGCGAUGCGUGUAAUGUUCAAUGUAAAAUAUGUAAUCAGUCAAAUGGAUGUUUGGAAUGUAAUGUUGGUUACUAUGGUCAAACAUGUGACAAAGACUGCGGAGUUUAUUGUCAAAACUGUGACAGAAUAAAUGGUUGCCUACAAUGUCUACCAGGAUAUUACAAACACAAUAAUAUGUGUGCAGAGUGUUCGUAUAGAUCCAACGGAUGCACAUGCACAAGCAAAGUACAAUGCAGUGGAUGUGUAGAUGGAUAUUUUCUCAACCCUUCAUUGUGUUCAAAAUGCCCUGAGUACUGUUCUAAUUGUAAUAAAUCGUCUUUAUCCGGUCAAACAGUAUGCACCUCCUGUACUGCUGGUACGUUUGGAGAGACCUGUCAGUAUAUUUGUUCUCAGGAUUGUGAAAACGGAUAUUGUGAUGAGAAAGAUCCUGAUGAAACCUGUAGCCAGUGUGCGAAUGGAAGAUUUGGAGAGAAAUGUGAGCAUUUUUGUUCACUUGGAUGCGAAUCACGUAAUUGCACGAAAGAAACUGGCUCUUGUACCUGCAAAACUGGAUGGAACGGUCAAAGAUGCCAAACAUUCAUUCAGACAAAACCAGAAAAGCAAACGACACCUACUGCACUGGGUGGGGUUAUUGGAGGAGGGAUUGUGGCUCUUUCUGCCACUGUGUUCCUUGCACUGUUUCUGUUUCGAAGAAGAAAGGUAAAUUUGAGCAAUAAAAGUAAAACAAAUGAAAAAGAACCCGAGAACCUCUCCGCGUUGUACGAAAUAUUGAACGAUAGAAGGAGUGUGUAUCGGAUGAUUGGCAGUAGGCAGACCUUUAAACACCCGCGAAAGCUGAAAUUCUGAAUGAUUAAGCACAGUACUAAAUUAUGCACUUUAGCACUAUGUUACCAUCAUAGAAAGCCCCAAUUACCAGAGUCCACCACCGAACAGGUCCGGCAAGGAAACAGCGCAUAUUUUUACAGAUGAUAAUCUUGAAAUUGGUAGGAUUGUAAUCUAAAUAGUUUAAAGGUUACAUUAUAGUUGUACAAUGCUUGGGUUAAAUCAAAUUACGCUAUGCCAGACAAAUAUGUUUUUUUCUUCAAUAAAAUUAACUCCAAACAAGACGAAAUUUGUUUUUUGAAUACUAAUAUAAAAUCAAACUUACGGUAUUGCAGAAUAAACUAUGUUGAAUUUUUGAUGUUAACUUAAUACCUUUAAGGUAUUGCAAACGAAUUGGUGUUUUUUUAAAUGAAGAAGAACCACAUGUUAACCCUACUUA